Dunckerocampus dactyliophorus (ringed pipefish) is the source of this 597-nucleotide messenger RNA. It is a transcript of the gene ngfb, whose product is annotated as nerve growth factor b (beta polypeptide). Bases 4 to 597 code for a protein of 197 amino acids. Gene Ontology annotation, biological process: nerve growth factor signaling pathway; nerve development; positive regulation of collateral sprouting. The transcript has a single exon. Gene Ontology annotation, molecular function: nerve growth factor receptor binding; growth factor activity. Lineage: Eukaryota; Metazoa; Chordata; Actinopteri; Syngnathiformes; Syngnathidae. The record is from RefSeq and is a predicted model, not a curated record.
CCCAUGAGGUCGUCUAUGCUGGUCCUGUUGCUUUUCUUCAGUGCCCAGGCUGCGGCCGCCGUCGGGGAGGACUUGGGCGCCGCCGCCACCGCACACCAACAGGCUCCAGGUGACUCCGUCCCAAGAGUGGACCCUAAACUCUUCAACAAGCGGCGCAGACUAUCCCCCAGGGUGCUCUUCAGCGUUCAGCCGCCCGACGUCGAGCCGACGGGCUCCCAUGGCGAGAGGAGGAGCCGGCGGCGAGCGGGCCAGCCUCAAAACCGGGGUGUGUACUCUGUGUGCGAGAGCGUCAGUGUGUGGGUGGGCAACAAGACCAAGGCCACAGACAUUUCCGGGAAUGAGGUGACGGUGCUGCCGGACGUCAACAUCAACAAUGUCAACAAGAAGCAGUACUUCUUCGAGACCACGUGUCACAGCUCCCACGCAGGGAACUCGGGCUGCCUGGGCAUCGAUGCCCGACACUGGAACUCUCACUGCACCAACUCGCACACUUUUGUCCGAGCGUUGACUUCUUUUAAGAACCUGGUUGCUUGGAGGCUUAUACGCAUCAACGUGGCCUGCGUGUGCGUGCUCAGUCGCAAGUCAUGGCGGCAGUGA